This is a messenger RNA of Prunus armeniaca (apricot), 231 nucleotides long. NCBI's taxonomy places the organism in Eukaryota, Viridiplantae, Streptophyta, Magnoliopsida, Rosales, Rosaceae. The record is from the annotation of a GenBank genome assembly.
AUGGUGCCGAAGGUUAAGGGGUUGCCGAAGGCACAAAGUUGCAUAUCGCAGGGCAAUGGGCCUAGGCACGAGGGUGGCGAAGGUGACACAAAGCUUGCAUGUUUGCAAGACAAUGUGCUUAGGUACGGGGGUGUCGAAGGUGACACAAAGGUUGCAUGUCGCAAGGCAAUAUGGCUAGGCACGAGGGUGCCGAAGGCGACACGAGAUGUGGCUAGGCACGGGGGUACCUAA